Messenger RNA from Micromonas commoda, 972 nucleotides. RefSeq lists its product with no specific name. The transcript has a single exon. Gene Ontology annotation, molecular function: DNA-binding transcription factor activity, RNA polymerase II-specific; RNA polymerase II cis-regulatory region sequence-specific DNA binding. Bases 1 to 972 code for a protein of 323 amino acids. Gene Ontology annotation, biological process: regulation of transcription by RNA polymerase II. NCBI's taxonomy places the organism in Eukaryota, Viridiplantae, Chlorophyta, Mamiellophyceae, Mamiellales, Mamiellaceae. The record is from RefSeq and is a predicted model, not a curated record.
AUGAUCGGCGGCCCCUCAGUGGACGCCGAUGCGGACGCCGACGUUCUCUCCAGCGCGCUUCCCACGCACGUCUCGAAGGCGGCGCACGAUCCGGUCGUCGCCAAGCCGCCGAGCGCGCGCGCGCGCGUGCCGAGGCGGGACACCCCGCGAUCCCCCCUGACGCGGGAUCUCUUCGACGGAGGACACGGCACGAGCGAGAGCGACGAUCUCGACGAGGACGACCUCGCCGCGAUCGCGCGGGGGCUCGAGCAGCGCACCGCCGCGCUCAAGCUCGGGGUCCGCGCGACGCACGCUCGAAGGAUCGGCGCCGUGGACGCGGCGCUCGCCAAGCUCCAGCUCGCCGUCGCCGGCGCCGACGGCGCCAAGGUCCAUCCCAACACGCACCGCGCGACCACCUCGACACGUCUCGACGCGACCGACAACACGCACACGCACGCCGACGGUCACAGGGCCAGGAGCCAGCAGGACGCGAGGGACCGGCGCAGGCUUCUCAACCGCGUCGGCGUCGACCUCGCGGCGACGUCGCGAUCGUUCGGCUCGGCGGUGGACGCGAGGGUGCGCGACGCGUCGAACAAGGUGCUUCGAGGCGCACCCUCGAGGUUCGCCGCGGAAGCAGCUGCUUCGGGCGUUAUAACGGUCGGAACGACGACGAACGAUAAGAAUGCCAAGGCGAAGGGACCGGGGGGUUCGACAAAGUCGGUCAAAAUCAAGCCCGUGGCGGAUGACCCGGACGCCGAGGUCACCGGCGAGCUCAAGUUUAACGCGCAGAGCGUCAAGACCCAACCGCUCCGCGACUGGCUCCUCGCGCACUUCGACAAGCCCUACCCGGACGACGAGGACAAGGUUAAGCUGGCGGAGGCGAGCGGGAUGACCAGGGCGCAGGUUGGCAACUGGUUCAUCAACGCGAGGGUUCGCAUCUGGCGGCCGAUGGUGCUUCGUCUAGGCGAAGAGAUUGAACGCGAGUCGGAUUGA